UGAGGGGAACACAGAGAGAGGAAGGAAGAGGUUGUUCCGUGUCCAUUUCUUGAAAGAAACCGAGGAUCGGAUUCACAGUGCGUGCACAGUUGAUCAUUUGAAAUCUUUUUAAGACAGGAAACAAUAGAAUCUCUGACAUAAUGUCGAAGAAUACAGUGUCCAAUCUCUUCAGGAAGGUAGAUGUGGACGAGUACGACGAGAACAAGUUUGUUGACGAGGAGGAUGGUGGAGAGAACCAACUAGGUCCAGAUGAGGCAGAAGUUGACUCAUUGAUAAGACAAGGGAAUCUCAUGGAGGCCCUGCAGGCAGUUCUAAAAAACCCACCAAUCAACACAAAGAACCAGAAUGUUAAGGAUCGGGCUGAAGCCCUAGUACUGAAAGUCCUCAGCUCUUUCAAGAGUGGUGACAUUGAGAAGGCAGUGCAGUCGCUGGACAAAAAUGGUGUGGACCUCCUCAUGAAGUACAUCUACAAGGGAUUUGAGAGGCCCUCUGAAAACAGCAGCGCUGUGCUGCUGCAGUGGCAUGAAAAGGCCUUGUCUGCUGGAGGAGUGGGCUCCAUCGUUCGAGUACUAACUGCCAGAAAAACCGUCUAAAGAGUCCUGCAGCUGCUUGAAAACCAAUGGUACAUAAACACAGAGAAUUUGUUCACAGGGUGCAGCGGAGGACUUGGUCCUCUCUGUCCUUCCUUUCUUUAUCUCUGCUUGCAUCAAAGCCUCUCCCGUUUCCCUCUGCUGUCACACUCCAUGGGUUCCCCGUGCCUCCUGAAACCGGUCACUGUACAAUGCAAAGAGUGGGGAUGCACUCUGGUGAGGAUCUGUAAAGAAGGGUGUUUUUCUAGAUUUUAAAAAGCAGCCGGUAUGCCGUCUCAUCUGGGUUAGUUAGGGAAGCUACCUCUCGUCUGGCUUUGCCAUUCUCAGGAAUGUCUUGAUCUUUCAUUUCCUUUGACGAAACGAUAGGGUUGCUCCUUUCUUGUCGUUGAGCAGAUUGGCCACUUCGCAGGGAUUACUGUGAUUCCCUGUUAAAUCCGGGAAGCAGCCGGAGAGAUCGUGCCACAGACGGGAGCCUGUGAGAUUUGCGGUGGGGGUGCUUUCCUGCAUGCUCUAGUUUAGACUUAAUGCCUCCUCUCUGUGGCACGUGAAGCCACUCACUCCUCUUACGGAUCUCAUCACCACAUUGCAUCAUUUCACAAAAAGGGCAUUAGCUUGCUACAUUUAUUAAAAGGGAUUAUUCCUCUCAGAACAGAUAAAGCAUUCGACAUCGAGGGAUUACACAGCUUUUCUUUGUCAAAACGCGAAAGCAAAAUCAUAAUUAUUGUGUUAAUAUCCCUGACAUGCUGUAGCCAUGUUGGUGUCAUCCCUCUAAGUUUCUGUCACAUUCCUAGCUUUCUUUUCUAGCCCAAAUAAUACUGUUUAUUUUCUCCUCUGUGCUGUUCUGAUGGUGCAGAGGGGAGGGUAAAUCUCUCUUUCCUUCUUUCAUGUCUUUUCAACUUUUCUUAGCAUUCCUAAUUUACCUGAUGGACAUAUUUGAUUGUGGAUAUUUAAAAUGGAUAAACAUCAAAGGAAAAACAAAACUGUUGACAUUUUAAGUGUUUUAAUUGUAACCUGCAUCUGCCUUGCUUGUUUCGAGGUUUUGUUGCCAAAUUGUGAAAUAAUUUCUCAUUGAUCGCUUUGCUGUUCAAAGCUAGAACAGCGGCAUUUGUGCUCAUACCUAGAACAGACAUUGCCAAUCAAAGUGACCACAUCAUUUGUGAGUGAAUGGAGUUAAUAUUAAAGAUGAAAUUGGAUGAUUUUUAGGUUUUACUUGGUUAAAUCACAAGUUUGAUGAAACUGAAGUUGAAUAAACCAAUACAUAAAGCAUAUGAAAGUGCAGUCAGUGGAAUCAUAAAUAUAAUUUAUUGUAAACAGGAAUUUUAUCUUCAUGGGCAUUGUGCAAAAGCUCAGAUAAAGUUUUGUACCUAAAGACUGCUUUCCACAUGAAAACAGUGCCUAUGCCUGUGUUCUUUUACUACUAUAAAGUGGUCAGUAUUCACUUAUCCAUCUUCAGUUAGCCAAGAAUAUUUGUAACUAGCUACAGAACAUAGGUUUUUACUUGUUUGCAUACUCACCCUGUGUUGCCCUGUGAUUGUUUGGACUGAAACCUUUGGCUGUAACGAGCUGAUGUUUUUUUUAAUAGGUUUUGUUUCGUUUUUAAGAGACAAAAUACAAGCUAUUUUGCACUUGCUGUUAAAAUAUGAUGAAGCUUUGAUGUCUAGAAAAGCUGGAUGUGUAUUUGCAAUAACUGAAUGAGACACAACACAAACCUUCAUUUCAUGUACACCACAUGAAAAACAGCACCUGUUUGUAGAUAGUAAUUGCAUAUAAUAGCAAAAUACAAAGAAAAUCACCGGCAGAGUCCAUCUUUCUUGUAUUUCAACAAAUGAGGAAAAAGAUUGUCCUGCUGUUUAUUUGGUUGGGGGUUAACAUUGAAUACCAAUGUGACCGAUGACGUUCUUGACCUGAUUGGCUGUUCUAGGUAUAAGUGUAAUCAAACCAUUUUAUUUUACAAGUCUGAAACUGAGGCAUCAUGAGAUCAUAUCUGGGUAAAAUCACAAACUGAGUAUUCAUACACAGGGCAUUUCAGAAUCAAAUUGUAAUGUCUUUGCUGAUUGAUCUGUUCAUAGUAUCAUGUAUCACUAUUUGUAAUUGAAGCAUUUAUCCAGUGUUUUAUAAUGCCCCAUGCAUUACAUAGAUGUGCUGGACAUCUUCAAAAUUCCUGCACACGUUUUUGGACCAAAUAACUCCAGUAAGUGUUAGUGCUGGGUGGUAGUCAGUGUUAUAAUUAGCUUACGUAAGACCUGAUACCAACUAGUGCAAAGAGGGUAGUUUCACAUCUCUUUAGUGAUUGAAAUGAUUCAAACUGAGAUUUAGUAUGACUAUUUGUUCAACAUUGCAGACAUUUAAGAAUUGAAAAAUGGUAUUCAAUUAUGGAACAAUCUAAAACCGUAAUAUUAAAACUUGGACAAAUUGAAUUGCCAUUUUAUUCAACCAUGGAAUAGAAGUACUUUCAGACAGCAUAAUUCUUCUGAUACUUAAAAAAACAAAAAAAAACAAAAAAAAAAACAUUUGUGGUUUCUUAAAGUCCUUUUUCUAUGCACUUAGAGCUAUAGUGAAUUUACUGUAAUAGUACUGCAUAUGGCUCUAAGCUGUACUGUAGGAUAUGUACCUCAGAUGUCCAAUACCAUAUUGUAUGAACCACACUUUUUAUGAUAAUUGUGAAAUAAUGCAUUUUUAUUUCUUUUUCUUAAUUGUGAGCAACAUGUCAGAACAGUAAUGAUUUGGUGCAGUAAUGUUUAUUGCUCUCGUGAACAAGUGCAAAAAAAUAACUACCAAACUGGUGUACAAACUGCCUUAUCAAAUAUUCCUUUUUAUGUUUGUGCUUUUGUGAUACAAUAAAAUAUAUACAGAUGCAAA
Messenger RNA from Conger conger (European conger), 3449 nucleotides. RefSeq names its product actin related protein 2/3 complex, subunit 5B (gene arpc5b). Bases 141 to 593 code for a protein of 150 amino acids. Gene Ontology annotation, molecular function: actin filament binding. The record is from RefSeq and is a predicted model, not a curated record. The transcript is spliced from 4 exons. Gene Ontology annotation, biological process: cell migration; regulation of actin filament polymerization; Arp2/3 complex-mediated actin nucleation. Lineage: Eukaryota; Metazoa; Chordata; Actinopteri; Anguilliformes; Congridae. Gene Ontology annotation, cellular component: actin cytoskeleton; cytoplasm; Arp2/3 protein complex.